Molecule: messenger RNA, 882 nt
Organism: Ascochyta rabiei
Lineage: Eukaryota; Fungi; Ascomycota; Dothideomycetes; Pleosporales; Didymellaceae
Exons: 2
Coding region: 1-882 (293 amino acids)
Source: RefSeq, a predicted model, not a curated record
AUGUACACCCAGUCCUUCUUUUCUGUGCUGCUAGCAGCACCUCUCGCCCUGGCGGCUCCUUCGAGCUACCCACACUUCUCCGGCCGUGCGCCAUCAGACAACGUCAAAUGCCCCGUCGUCUUCGACGGUCGCGUCUCUACCAACAUCUCCAAAACGCCGACUUAUUUUGACACUUCCAACGCCCUCUUCAACCCCGACUACGUGAAGGGCAACAACCUCACCUGGUCGCAGAUUCUGAAAUUUCCCAAGGAUGUAUCACGCUUCGAUGGCGCUGACCACACCGCUGUAGAGGUUACCAUCUCGGAUCAGAGCAUCUUUCAGAAGCAAAAUGGUUUCCGCCGGGCCGGCCUACAGUUCACGUCUGACUCGCCUGACGGCCCUGGUGGCAAGGGAAUCAAGACGCUGCACUUCAGCGUCAAGCAAGACCCCACUAGGCCGCUCAACUUGACACAUGAGUAUUUGAACGUCUGGCACGAAGCAGCCGACUACUCAAACAACCAGUUCCAAUUCCAGGCUGGUACUUUGAUCGACAACGCUGCCAGCAAGAAGCAAAACUUCAAAAUCCUUGACCGCGCAGGAAAGCAAAUCUGGACCAUUCCUAUCGACUUCAAGAGGUGGCAGAACUUCGCAAUUAACUUGGAUUAUACCAAGAAUCAAACUACCAUCUACUACUCCGUCGGCGCUUCGAAACUUGCUCGCGUUGCUGGUCCCUCGAGCAUCAAUCUUGUGGGUGGCGGCCAGUUUCAGCUCGGUAUCUUGAAGAAACCAACUGGUACAUCUGAUGUCGCGAAUGCUGGAUAUCAGUCUCCUCAACUCAACGAGGGCCAGAUCUAUGGCGGCGUCUUUCUUGAGGACUCCGCUGAUGGCUGUGUGUCGCUUUGA